AUGUAUAUCAAGAAAAGUUAUCUAGGAAUAUACAAUGGAUUCCAGCUAAUGGGAUGGGGUUAUAUACUAUCUUUAUACAUAUUUGAGUCAUCCAUCAAAAGAAAGUGGUUUGAGUUCAGUGUUCAAGUAGAUAUUCUUCUACGACUGUUUCAAUCACUAGCCAUCGUUGAGAUAAUCCAUUCCGCAAUAGGACUAGUUAGAUCUUCCGUCAUGGCAACAAUGUUACAGGUAUCCUCCCGAUUACUAGUUGUGUGGGGGAUUUUAUAUAUAGUCCCAGAAGUUGCACGUGACAAUUUGGGUGUCCCACUCAUUGUUAUAUCGUGGUCUAUUGCUGAAAUGAUUCGUUAUUCAUAUUAUGUGGCAGAUAUAUGUAGGGUAAAGUUAAAUCUGCUAACUUGGUUGAGGUACUCAGGUUUUAUGGUUUUGUAUCCAACUGGGAUUUCUGGUGAGGUUCUUCUAAUAGUAAGUGGUAUAAAAAGACUGAAGGAAACAGAAGAAUAUUCCUUCGAUCUUCCAAACGCUCUAAAUUGUUCACUCAAUUAUUGGUUUGCUUUGGUUGCUAUACUUAUAACCUACAUUCCAGGUUCGAAGACAAUGUACACUCACAUGAUGCGUCAAAGAAGAAAAGUGUUACAAAAUUGUAACUAA
This is a messenger RNA of Schistosoma spindalis, 648 nucleotides long. The record is from the annotation of a GenBank genome assembly. Lineage: Eukaryota; Metazoa; Platyhelminthes; Trematoda; Strigeidida; Schistosomatidae.